UCACGUCUCUUUGUGGAUUCGAGUUCGAAAGUUGAAGGAGUACAGAGCUCGGAAGUGAAGAGCUUGGAGCCAGAGAGCAGCAGGAAGAACAGCAACAGAGUUGAGAGAAGAGAGAGAGAAGAUGAAGAAGGCUCAGUUGGAGUUACCAGCGGGGUUCAGGUUCCACCCCACGGACGACGAGCUGGUGAACCAUUACCUGAUUCGCAAGUGCGCUUCUCACCCCGUCUCCGCCCCCAUCAUUGCCGAGAUCGAUCUCUACAAGUUCGACCCUUGGGACCUUCCAGAAAUGGCUCUCUACGGCGAAAAAGAAUGGUACUUCUUUUCUCCAAGGGACCGCAAGUACCCCAACGGGUCACGGCCGAACCGGGCAGCCGGAACCGGGUAUUGGAAGGCAACCGGAGCAGAUAAGCCGAUCGGCCGCCCGACGACGCUUGGCAUAAAAAAGGCGCUAGUAUUUUAUGCUGGAAAAGCUCCGAGAGGAGUGAAGACCAAUUGGAUCAUGCACGAGUACCGCCUCGCCAAUGUCGAUCGAUCUGCUGGCAAGAAGAAGAACUUGAGGCUUGAUGAUUGGGUUCUAUGCCGGAUAUACAACAAGAAGGGCACCAUAGAGAAGUAUUUCCCUUCCUCGCACAAUGAAACGGUAGAGUUCCCCGAGAUGGAGACCAAGCCGCAGAUUGAUAUGCCGGCGGCACUGAACCCGUACACACCUCCCCAAUAUGGGCAUUCGCCGACGGCUACGGAUCACAUGUACAUGGACUCGUCAGAUUCAGUGCCGAGGCUGCACACGGAUUCUAGCUGCUCGGAGCACGUGGUGUCCCCGGACUUGGCGUGCGAGAAGGAAGUGCAGAGCGAGGCGAAGUGGGAGGAUUGGGAGAAGGACCUCGAUUUCCAAUUCAGUUCGAUGGAUAACUUCUUGGAUGAUGCUUUCACGCAAGGACAGGUUCAGUUGGAUCUGUUCUCGCCUCUUCAGGACAUGUCCAUGUACUUGCACAAGCCAUUUUGAACAGGUCCGUUGAGGAACACAGAA
Syzygium oleosum is the source of this 1027-nucleotide messenger RNA. RefSeq names its product NAC domain-containing protein 2-like. The record is from RefSeq and is a predicted model, not a curated record. Gene Ontology annotation, molecular function: DNA binding. The transcript is spliced from 3 exons. Gene Ontology annotation, biological process: regulation of DNA-templated transcription. NCBI's taxonomy places the organism in Eukaryota, Viridiplantae, Streptophyta, Magnoliopsida, Myrtales, Myrtaceae. Bases 122 to 1003 code for a protein of 293 amino acids.